AUGGGGGUUACUGCAAAUUCUUUGAUCGAUGAGCUUUCUUCCCUUUCCCAGCAACCGGAUUUUGCGUCCAAUCCCAAAUUGCGCACCAAGGCAGUCGAACUGAAUAGACAAAUUGCUGUCCAGCUCCAAGAUCCCGCCGAUGUAGCCCUUGAAUUGAGUCUCUUCCCUACCUACGCACUUGCAGCUCGGAUUGCGGUCGAUAUGAAACUUUUCAACUUGAUUGCGGCAAGCUCAACACCAGUAUCGGCCGCUGAUCUUGCGAUGGCAUCCAGCGGUUCAGAAAAGCUCAUAGUGCGUUUGCUGCGACCACUGGCAGCUCUGGGAUUCGUUCAAGAGAUUUGUGAGAAUACGUGGGCCGCGAACCCAGUUACUGAAAUCAUGUGUACGGAGCCAAUGCGGGCUGGCCACAUCCAUCUCUGGGACCAAUGCAAUGGCUCUAUGGCUAAGAUGGUGUCUUACUUUCGGGCAAAUGGCUACAUCCAACCUGAUGAUCCGUGUGCCGGGCCUCUACAAUAUGCGUUUGGGACGGAAAAAAACUCAUUUGACCAUUGGCGCACUCAACCGGAGGUUAUCGACAACUUCAACACCUUCAUGACUGGCGUUCGAGCCGCCCGACCCAGCUGGCUUGACUGGUGGCCUGUGGAAAGCCAAAUCUUCAAGAUUGAAUUGAAGGAUAGCGAUACUUUAUUUGUCGACGUUGCAGGUGGUCGCGGGCAUGACCUCCUGAACUUCAAGAACAAGUUUCCGGACAAAAAGGGCCGACUUGUCUUAGAAGAUCUGCCAGCAGUCAUUGACGGGAUACCAACGCUCGAUGAGAGGAUUAUAGUGGUCAAAUACGAUUUCUUUACACCGCAGCCCGUGAAAGACGCCCUGAUUUACUUCUUCCACUUCAUCAUGCAUGACUGGUCUGACGAUGUCUGCGUUAAAAUUCUUUCCCACACCGCUUCAGCCAUGAAAAGGGGUCACUCCAAAGUUCUCAUCAACGACUUUAUUCUCCCAAAUGAGUUUUGUCCGCUAGCUAUGUGCGGUUUUGAUCUUGCCAUGAUGGCAUUGCACUCGGGGCAAGAAAGGACUGAAAGCCAAUGGAGAGCAUUGGUUGCCAGGGCAGGAUUGGAGGUUCUCCAAGUCUGGAGCCCAGAAAAUGGGGGCGAGGGGAUUGUUGAAUGCCAGCUCAUAUAG
Molecule: messenger RNA, 1179 nt
Organism: Lindgomyces ingoldianus
Lineage: Eukaryota; Fungi; Ascomycota; Dothideomycetes; Pleosporales; Lindgomycetaceae
Product: S-adenosyl-L-methionine-dependent methyltransferase
Exons: 5
Coding region: 1-1179 (392 amino acids)
Molecular function (GO): O-methyltransferase activity
Source: RefSeq, a predicted model, not a curated record